AUCGACACGAGCACAGCCGAGUCGCAGCCCCAAACGGGAAGAAGAUAUGCCAUCGCCAAGCGUCGCUCGUUCCUUUCGACCCUGAAAUUUAUUUCUCGCUGCUCCCCAGCUUGGUUUCUCUUUUCACUCUCCUCUGACAAUGUGACGACGCGGGUGGGAUCUCAAUCCCACAGCCAUGUUCUCCCGAACCUCCGAGACGACCGAUAGCGAAGAACUCGGUGAAAAACCUAGGUUCUUGGGAAGCCUAUCAUCAUGGCGCUCAUUCUCCACGAAACUCUCGUCGACAACCUCCUCCGAAACAGCCCCUGCCCACGGCCGCCUCUGGAUAAAAGGCGUCGUAAUCUGCUCAUGGGUAAUGGGCUCCGUCCUGGUCAUCAACACGAUCCUCACAAUCAUCGCCGCGGGCCUCGCAUACGGCGGCAACAAUGCGCAAAACUUCUCCUUCGCCUCAAUGUACAAGGGGAAAUGCUCGACGGCGAAGAACUGGUCCACGGGGAUGCAUCUCGUCAUCAACAUACUCAGCACGCUGAUGCUCGGCGCGAGUAACUACUGCAUGCAGUGCCUGGCGUCGCCGUCGCGGGCGCAGGUGGAUGAGGAGCAUGCGAAGAGGAUUUGGGUGAGGAUUGGGGUGCCGAAUAUUUGGAGUUUGCUUAGUCGGCAGAGGGGGAAGAGGCAGGUGCUGGGGUGGAUCUUGCUGGUUACUUCGGCGCCGAUUCAUUUGAUAUACAACUCCGCGUUUUAUGUGUCUCUUAGCCCGAUCAAGUACCAAGUCGCCGUGGGUAAUGGCGGGGCACUCGACGAGAAUGCCACGCAGGACUUCAAAGAUUGCAUGUUGGAGAACGCGGACGUUGGCUUUGGGGCGUACAAUAACGCGGUGAAUGACGGGAGUUUCGAGCUGCUCUCGAUGCAAGAUUGUGUCGACACAUUCGCGCAAGACUUUGCAUCGACACAUCGGCUGGUAGUCCUGGUGACCAACAAAUCGAUGCUCGAAGAGGAGCCGCUGGCCUGGUACGACAGGGGAAACUACAUGUCGUUCAACGACAAGAGCGGCAGCAAGUUCAGCUGGCUGUGCAACGGCGACUACAACUGCGACAAGGAAAUGGCGGAGGAUUUCAUCGGGAACCUGUCAGUCCGGCCGUACAAGUGGUCAACCCAGAAAAUAUUCCUGCGGAUCCCAACGAAUGACAGCUUCUACGAGGCCUCCGGUUAUUUCUAUCCUGGCGAGCGAGGCAUUCCCGAUACGUAUGACUAUUGGCACCUCGAGGAUAUCAUGGAGCAGUAUCCGACGACGGAGCGCUUGCAAGCUGAGCUCGAUGACCCUUCUGGGUGGGAGAAUGCUUCGUUUCCAGGCAGCGUGACGAUACUUGGCCACGAGGCCCGGUGCGUCAACAACCCACUGGACAUCAACUUGCUUCCGGAGUCGUACCCUGUCGACCACUGCAUGGCGCUUCGAGCAGAGGAGACAUGCCAGCUGUUCUUCAGCCCGCCCAUCUGUCUGGUUGUGCUUGGCUGCAACCUGAUCAAGCUGCUAUGCACCCUUUUUACCGCGCGAGAUGAUAGAGAGGAGGUCUUUUUGACGAUCGGAGAUGCGAUCGCGUCGUUCCUGACGAGACCUGAUGGCACUACCAAAGGGGCCUGUUUGCUAUCGAAGCCGUUGAUUGGCAAGUUGACUCAUGGUUGGGAUAGAAAGCGCAGCAAACUCCGCUCGAUCCCACGAGAUGUUGUCUACGGGGAUCUGCCGCUGCGGCUGCCCGCUCCAAAACGCUGGUUCCAGGCCGUAAGCACCGAGCGUUGGCUUUGUACAAUGCUCCUCUUCGCCGGCAUGCUCACGCCAACUGGCUACCUUCUCUGGGUGGGAAUAGCCGACUUCCAACGCUCCUACGGGACGCACACAAUCUGGGACAACGGGCUGGGCCAAGUCACCACAGGCAGCAUCCUCGGCGGGCUCAGCACAAGCCCAAGCACAAACGGCAUCUUCCGCAUGGUCCUGCUAGCAAACACACCGCAACUCCUCAUCUCCUUCGCCUACUUCAUGUACAACGCCCUGCUCACCAUCAUGCUCGGCGCGGUAGAGUACGACAGGUACGGCCUAACCCGCAAACCGCUGCGUGUGUCGUGGCCUCGUGGCGCGCAGCGCUCAACGUAUUACCUCUCGCUUCCGUAUCGAUAUAGUCUCCCGCUCCUGGCUGUCUCGGCGCUCCUGCAUUGGUUCGUCUCACAGGCGUUCUUCUUCGUUGAUAUUAUCCCGUUCGAGGCAAAUGGCGAGCCGUAUACGCAAGGGGAGGUCGUAACCUGUGGAUACAACCCCGUGGCGAUUAUCUUCGGGAUUGUUAUCGGGGGAGCCAUGCCCGUUGUCGCGAUUUUGCUUGGUCUGCGACGGUUCCGGUCAAGGAUGCCGCUGGCGGCGCAGUGUAGUGCGGCGAUCAGUGCGGCUUGUCAUCCGAUGACUUCAGCCGAGGUUGUCGCUGCGAAUGGAGUGGAUGACCCUGCGGUUAAGCCGGUUAUGUGGGGGGAGUUGCCCGGGGUGUAUACCUCGCCUAGUCCGUUGGGGUUUGAGAAUCGGGUUAGUGAUUCGGAGGGGCAGUUGAGUGGGAGUGAGGAUAGGAGGGAGAUGUUGCCCAGAUCGCAUUUUGAACACUCCCCGCUGGAAUCGGGGUACUAUCAUUGUUCAUUCACCUCGGACGAGGUGGUUGAGCCGAGUACGUCACGACUUUAUGUAUAAUGCUUUGCUAUAGGAUAAUGGCGAAAUACUGGGGCUCUUUAGAUAUCUGUUGGUGUUGUUCAAGAGUUCAUACUUAUAAUUAUACAGAUAUCUUCAUUCCUGCCUAUCCCAGGACAUUACCUAUAAUUUGAUAUAUAUCUGGCCAUUUUCGUACCACUAGUCAGUUCCCUUUGACCUCUACGCGCCAGACCAACUACAACUUGGCCUCAUUCCUCCACCCUGGCAUAUCCGCCAGAUCCUUCGCAGGCGCCGCCCGUCUCGACUUGAGCGCAUCGCCCCCAGGCCUCCACCGCCACUCGUGCGCAAGCUCGGGGCUCAGCGUCCCCUCCAGCAGCUCGACGAUGUGUUUCCCGAUACUCGGGAGGAGCUUGAAGCUGUGACUGUGCGAUUAUUAGCCACCAUCUACGGGCAACAUAAGACAGAAAAUAGCAUACCCACUAUCCCCGGUGGCGAGAUAAAACCCCUUCCAUUUCGGAUACUCGCAAACGAGCAGGUUCGCAUCCGCCGUAUCCGUGCACCAGCACAUGGAGCGGUUAAACAGUUCCUUGUUCGUGAAUUUUGGUAGGAACCGCGCGAUCGCUUUCCGGAUCGUCACCUCCGACGCGUCGGGGUAUGUAUCUGUGGGGUGCUUUGCGUGCGAUCGGGGGACUGAGAUCCGCUUUGGGCUUGUAGCGCCGAAGGGCUUGUGAGAUUUGAAGUGGGUGAAGCCGGGGAAUUCGUCGCAAAUUUUUAUUAUGCCGUUC
Messenger RNA from Aspergillus calidoustus, 3465 nucleotides. Lineage: Eukaryota; Fungi; Ascomycota; Eurotiomycetes; Eurotiales; Aspergillaceae. The record is from the annotation of a GenBank genome assembly.